AUGAUGAAUGCAGUAAUAGACAAAAACAAAAUCGUGUGCGGUGUUCAAAAGAUUUGAAAAUUUUGUUUUAAUAGUUUAAUACAUUAUUAUUGUGUAAUAAAUAUGUUUAGUCAAUACAUUAACAUGGUAAAGCAUUGAUUCACAUGGAUAUCAAAGGAUGUUUCAAGAGGCAUUCAAAUAUUACAAAGCGCGAAACCCACCACCUAGUUUAGAUAACGUAAUAGAUUUGUGUUCGAGCGGACUAGAUCAUCGAUUAAAGAUCAUAUCUCCUAACACUACACGAGAUGACCAAUAUGCUGGCUUAAUUCCCACGAAACAAUGGCACAUUUAUGAAUUGGUUGAUCGUCCAGGUCUUAUUCUUAUCGCAAAUCCGUUCACCAAAUGUGCCCAACGACAUUGGAUGGCUCGAAGUAUUCUUGACUAUCCGAAACAUCCUAAUAGAACCAAUCUUCCCGAAACCAUUAUUGACAAGUACGGCUCAUACUCCAACGAUGAUCGGGAGCAUUUCGAUUGGUGGUCCGUGGCUCAAUCAAUCGAAGAUUCGGCAGAACGUGCCAAACUAUGGAAAGCUUUGCGCUGGACCACCCUAGGAUAUCAUUACGAUUGGACGAACAAAGUCUACGACGAAGCCGCGAGGAGUGAGUUUCCUCCGGAUUUGGCAGAACUUUGUCGACAUUUUGCUGAAUCAUUGGGAUUCCACUGCUUUCGGCCGGAAGCGGCCAUCGUUAAUUACUAUCCCACCGGAAGUACCCUUGCAGGUCAUACGGAUCACUCGGAGAAAAACUUGGAGGCACCAUUGUUUUCAUUCAGCUUUGGCCAACCGGCAAUUUUCCUGAUCGGUGGCCCUAGUCGGGACGAGAAACCGGAUGCACUGUUGCUGCGGAGCGGCGACGUUAUCGUUAUGACCCGGGAAAGUCGGCUGUGCUAUCAUGCGGUGCCAAAAGUUUUCCCUUGUCGUGAAUCGAGCCUGCAGCGAUGGGCGGAACCGGAAGGUGAGGAUGCGGCAGGGCUGGCAACGGAAGAGGUUCCUCCGGUGGCGAAUGCUUCUAUUCGAAGCGAAUACCAUCGAAACCGGUAUUGGCGAAGCACCGGCAACGGUUUCGCUGAUUACAUUAGUAAUAGCCGUAUCAACAUCAAUAUUAGACAAGUUCUAAAUGAGGGGGAAAAUCAUUUGUAAAUUGAUGAGAGGUUCCUGCAAUGUGGUCGUAAUUUUACUGAUUUGGGAUUCUAUUAAACUUUAAAUGUUUGGUUGCGGCCAAAGUUGAAUA
Messenger RNA from Armigeres subalbatus, 1268 nucleotides. RefSeq names its product nucleic acid dioxygenase ALKBH1 (gene AlkB). Gene Ontology annotation, molecular function: oxidative RNA demethylase activity; ferrous iron binding; broad specificity oxidative DNA demethylase activity. Gene Ontology annotation, biological process: oxidative RNA demethylation. Gene Ontology annotation, cellular component: cytoplasm; nucleus. Bases 158 to 1177 code for a protein of 339 amino acids. The record is from RefSeq and is a predicted model, not a curated record. The transcript is spliced from 3 exons. NCBI's taxonomy places the organism in Eukaryota, Metazoa, Arthropoda, Insecta, Diptera, Culicidae.